AUGUGGCGCGGCGCGAGGACUGUUGAUAGGGAACCUAGGUAUAUUUGCCUAUGCCUGGUCGGAGAUCGUGCGGGUAGGGGGGGGGUGGUCGUAGGCCCGUGGGGCCGCAGGGCGCACUGGCAGCACCGGGAGCUUUGCAGGAACUGUCAGCUAGGGUCUGCAAGGAAUUACUUGCGGGGAGACUUACAGCAAAGUGUGAUUCAAAGGUUGCUUAAGCCAGCGUACGAUUACAGGCGUACGCCGGCUUCUUAUAUACCGUACACUAAAUUAAUUGGUGGCCGCUAUGGCCCCUUUACAUUCGUAAGCAAGUUCGGAAGCGGCCGCGUUAUUAUCCGACGGUCGUACGUUCUUCCGAACCACAAAAGGGCGGGACUGCGGUGCUGGGAGCCAGGGGCUGGCCUGGGGGAGGAACGGGGUUGGCUGCUGGCCCGAAGAUCGGGUGCGGUGGCGGGGCUGAGGGGGGUGGAGGCGCUGGCGCGGGUGGUGGCGCCCCUGCUCCACAAGCCGGCAGAAAGCGACCAGAGGUGUCGCGGGGACGUCCACGAGAAGCUCGGCGGCGGCCAGACAUUGUUCGCGAAGGUGUUGGAAUUGGAAAAAUUGGAAAAAUUUUGAUUCUUGGGAAGUUCUUGAACCAACACUCAGACAUUGUCAGGAACACUCUCUGUCUGUCAUCUGGGUGGAAACACUUCGCGGAUGGAUGAGGAUACUCACAGUUUGUGGGAAUGAGAGCUGUUACAGAAAAAGAGAAAAGAAGAUGGGGUUUCACGGACACAUCUGAGGUAUUUAUACUACUCUAGACAGGUUUGUUUGCACUAUGAGUGAUCCCGCGGAACAGCCAGAUAACUCUAGCAAACAAAGGGUGAUUGUGGAUCGCAGGCCUGAAUCUUUCUAUGUGACUACAAAGAGUCAUUAUUAUUAUUAUUAUUCUUCAAUUAUAGAUGUAUGCAGUCAGAGACUAUGACAUCUACCUGAGAACUAAAAGUUCUCAGGGUUUUUCCUAUAUCUAUAAAGUUAACUAUUAUACAUUCACCAAUUUCAGAUAUGCAAAAUCAGAAAAUUCCAGCCC
Messenger RNA from Blastomyces dermatitidis ER-3, 1066 nucleotides. RefSeq lists its product as uncharacterized. The transcript has a single exon. Lineage: Eukaryota; Fungi; Ascomycota; Eurotiomycetes; Onygenales; Ajellomycetaceae. The coding region runs from base 1 to 612 and encodes 203 amino acids. The record is from RefSeq and is a predicted model, not a curated record.